This is a messenger RNA of Anisakis simplex (herring worm), 390 nucleotides long. The record is from the annotation of a GenBank genome assembly. Lineage: Eukaryota; Metazoa; Nematoda; Chromadorea; Rhabditida; Anisakidae.
AUGGAGACCACUGAAGUGGUUCGUAGGACGCAAAGAACCACGAAGACAGUGACGCGUUCAGAACAGCAAGUGGUAUAUGGUACUCAUAAGACUGAACUGGUCAAUGUUCGCGUUUCAUCGAGCGCAUUCGAAGCGUCUGGAGGAGGUGCUGGAAGUGCUGGCAUACAUACGGUCAUAAGUCAGCCGAUCAGCCGAGAAGGCUUCGAGAGGCGAAGUAUUACGCUUAUAACACCGACGGGUCACGGUCACAGAAGCCCGAAUGCUGGUGGUUCACUUUCGAUUGAACCAAUUGAACUGGGCACUCCGAUCACAGCCGAUCAAAUGGACGAGAAACGCGAAAAUCGUCGUGUUUACGACUACUUGUGUAGACUUCUUGAAGUGAGAACGUAA